Messenger RNA from Diabrotica virgifera virgifera (western corn rootworm), 1910 nucleotides. RefSeq lists its product as uncharacterized. Gene Ontology annotation, biological process: long-chain fatty acid metabolic process; fatty-acyl-CoA biosynthetic process. Gene Ontology annotation, molecular function: long-chain fatty acid-CoA ligase activity. The coding region runs from base 285 to 1832 and encodes 515 amino acids. Lineage: Eukaryota; Metazoa; Arthropoda; Insecta; Coleoptera; Chrysomelidae. The record is from RefSeq and is a predicted model, not a curated record. The transcript has 8 exons.
AGGUAAUUCCAACGAUAAGGAAGUAAAUUCUUGUGUAAAGUGAUAAAAACUUGUGUGAUAUCGAAUAUAAACAAAGCAGGUUUUUGCAGUAGGUGGAAACAAAACAAUAUUGUGAAUGGUGUAUUUCUACAGGAAAAUAAAGCAUAUUAAUAAACAGAAUCAGCUUUUUAGAUCCACAGGCUGAGCCUAACAACAGUGGAGGGUCUGAGGAAGAAUAUACUUUUUAUACUCCGUCUAAAUUUGAACCAGAUCCACGCGGUCUUGGAAAUUAUUUGUUUAACAGAAUGAAAAAACAUAAACAUUGCAUAGCACAAUAUAUUGCUGAUACCGACGAAGAAGACACGUAUGGUGAACUUUUACUACGAUGUAUACGCACAGCGUGCCAUCUCUCCACCAGAAACUUAACUAAAGACGAUGUUGUUGUGCUUUGUUCUUACAACCAAAAAGAAAGUUCAGUGCCAUUCAUUUCUAGUAUAUUCUUAAAUGUUCCGGUAGCACCUAUGGAUCCCAGAUUAUCCCUUAUGGAAUCAGUGUAUUUAUUGAAAGAGGUAAAACCCAAAAUCAUUUUUGUAGACCAUGAAGGAUUGAAACUUAUGGAAACCUCGGUUAAACAAGCAGAACUGGACACGGAAAUAAUUGUCUAUGGUUCAUCUGACACUCACACGGAAUUCUCAAGCUUUUUAGAACCUCAUGAAAAUGAAGAGAAAUUUGCUCCAACGGAAGUAGAUAAUUUGAAGGAUACUGCAGUUAUCAUGUUUACCAGUGGCACCACUGCACUUCCUAAAGGAGUUAUUCUUAAUCACAUGGGACUUAUGGGACAGGCAUCAGUUCUAACAGAAUAUACCGAAACUGGAUUUAUUUACUUAUCUUGCGCAACUCUAUACUGGAUAUCGGCCGUAAUAUACCAAUUGGUAGCUAUCAUUAUAGGGGGAGCAAGAGUUACAGUGCAAAAGUUUGAUCCACGCGAGACGUUGUACCUUAUUGACAAAUAUAGAGUAACUAGUCUAUUUGUACCUCCAAUAAUGGCAACAGCUGUAUUAAAAGUUGGUCGCCCCGAAGGUUUAGAUACCAGCAGUUUUAUUAAUUUUAUCAUUGCUGGUGGAUAUUUUCCAAAGUCACUACUUCUGAAGCUUCGCGAUCUGCUUCCAGGAACUUUUGUGUCUAGUUCAUACGGACUGACAGAAGUGAGUGGAGCAUUGACGGUUUUCAAAAUUUCAAGUUGUGAAGACGUUAAAGAGAGGUUGUAUUUGCAAUCGAAGCCAACAUCUGUUGGAUUGGUUAUAGCAGGAAUAAAAGCAAAGGUUGUUAAUCUCGAUACAGGAAAAACUUGCGGACCGAAUGAAGGAGGCGAGCUCAGAAUUAAAUCAGAGUUUCUUAUGAAUGGCUAUCACAAUCAAGAUACCUCAGAUUCUUUCGAUAGUAAGGGGUGGCUGAAAACAGGUGAUAUCGUUACCUAUGACGAGGAUGGUUGUUUUUAUGUCAAAAACAGAAUAAAAGAAAUGAUAAGGUACAAAGGCUGGCAAAUUGCACCUGCUAUGCUAGAACAACUUAUUAUGACCCAUCCGUCAGUUGAUCAAGUCGUAAUAAUAGGGAUACCUCAUGGUGUAGAUGGCGACCAUCCUAUGGCUGUAAUUGUCCCAAAAAAAUCUUCAACGGCACCUAUAAGCGAAGAAGAUAUCAUCAAAUUCGUAGAGGAAAGAGUAGAGGAAAAAGUGUCAGAUACAAUGAGGCUUACAGCAGGUGUUAAGUUUGUUAGUUCUAUUCCUAUGACUCCUUCGGGAAAAAUAAGAAGAAGGGAGGUGAAGAAAAUGGUUUUAGACGGGGAUCUUUAACAAUAUUUUAAUUUUUUGUAGUUUUGUGUUAUUUAAUAUUAUUACUAAUAUUAAUUACCUAAAUUAAGGAACCAAAAU